This is a messenger RNA of Rhopilema esculentum, 3792 nucleotides long. RefSeq lists its product as uncharacterized. Gene Ontology annotation, biological process: regulation of transcription by RNA polymerase II. The record is from RefSeq and is a predicted model, not a curated record. Gene Ontology annotation, molecular function: RNA polymerase II cis-regulatory region sequence-specific DNA binding; DNA-binding transcription factor activity, RNA polymerase II-specific. NCBI's taxonomy places the organism in Eukaryota, Metazoa, Cnidaria, Scyphozoa, Rhizostomeae, Rhizostomatidae. Gene Ontology annotation, cellular component: nucleus.
AUCAAUUAGUAUUCAAACUUUCAUGACCCAUAUGAAGUUCCAGCUUGAUCCUGCUCAAUCGCGAACCCAUACAUGUUUCUAGAAGAUGGAGUUUGCAUGUGGCCAAGAUCGUUUCUGCCUUCCCAGAAGAAAGACUGAUGGAAUCGAAAGGAUGCUAUCAUUUCCGAGGGAUAUCAAGAAUGAAUAUUACAACAACUUUGGUGGACACUAUCUAAGCAUCGAAGAAUUUUUCCAAUUCAAAAAGCUCAUCCAGGGAAGAUGGCUAGUAAAAGAUGUCCCUCAGUUACCAUAUGCAUUCUAUCCCAUGGAGGUAGCAAGCAGAACUUCUGAUCAUCUGCAGGAGAAAGAAAGUGAAGAAGGAAAACAAGAAGAUCAACAAAAUCUUGCUGAUUGUGAUGACGAGAUUGACGUUGAGAACAGCCGCCCUUCUUCGCCUGUCGAGCUUAGGAGCAAUGUUAGUGAGCAAGAUACUGAAGCAAGUGGCCCUGAAAACCCAGGUAACGUUUCCAUUAUCACGCAAGAAGAAUUCGAUUAUGAGAAGAAUUCGAACCAAAACAGUGAGCUCUCCCGCAACCGCUACGUAUUCAAUCCAUUGCCUAUUCGGAAAAAGUCCAAAAAGAAGCAUGUACCAGCUGAAGCCAAAGACCAAAACUACUGGAGACAGAGAGUAAAAAAUAACAUUGCUGCGCGCAAGUCCCGCGAAGAUCGACGAAGAAAGGAGAUUGAGGUUGUUAUGCAGUGCGAAAGCCUUUUGUUGGAGAAUUGCAAGUUACGACACGAAAAUGGCCUUUUGCAAGCAAGAGUUAAAGUUAUGGAGGCAUUUGUGCAUUCUAAAAUUGAUGAUAAAUUUUGAUACUUCCGAAAUAUCACAGGUUGAGAAAUAUCAAGUUUUAUCAAGAAUAUAGAAAUAUCAAGAGUAUUGUAGAAAAUUCUCAGAUUUUUAGUUUGGUUUUUUUUUCUCUGCGCGAACUAAAAAGGUAUUUUAUAACUGAAUUUAACGACGGAAGACUAAGGAUAGAUUUUGCGACAAUUGCGCUCUUUGCUUACAGUAAUUAAAAAACAAUUUUUCAAAGUACUUGCCCAGUUAUCCCCAAGAGUGAGGAUGCGUGCUCCUCAUUUUAAAGCGAUCCUACCAACAUUUUUACAAACAACCUGUCCAUUCGUAGCCUGUUUGAUACUUUCAAUCUACAAUAAUUAAAAUCAUGACAUCUUUUAAUUGGGGCUUAAUCGCCACUGGUCCAGUUAGUGGACAUCAGUAUAACAUGUUCGGAACCUGAAAAUGUUUAAAUUUUUUUAAAGUCUAAUUUAUUUCAUAAAACCGUGCCCUUUCGCUACUCCGUAUCACGAAAGCCUUCCCUUUCCGCUCCGUUCUUCUCAGUAUUCCCUUGCUCUGUCGCCUUCGCAGUAUUCAAGUUUUUCUUGAUAUGAGUCGCGUUGCAAGCAAAAGCUCUACAUUUUAUGCGACAUGUCUUCUUUCGAGGAAGCUAUCUCUAAGUCCGGGGCAAGUAUUUUUAAGUAAUGCAAUUAAACGGUGUAAUUAAAUACAGUCAUUUUUUUCAGGCAGGUUAGAUUCCAUUUUUUAAAAGUUCACGACCCAUUUCACAUGAGCCCUAUUGACUAGGUAUAUAGACUAAAGAAUAAAAUCACGUGGCUUGUGAAGCAAUUUUCAUAUAGAUAGAAGAUUUCACAAGCAAAUCAAAGCAGCUGCCUUGAGUUUAUUCAUAUAAUUUGUUGUUCCUUGUUUGUAGCAGUUUGAAACCUGGUCAUUAGUGAAUGUAACUGUUCCUUCUACAGCAUCCAACCCAUUUAUUGCCCAGCUCCCGCUGCUAUUACCACCUUUUCUAUAUGGACCCUGGUCAAUUGUCAGAAGUAUGUAAUGAUUAAUUAAGUAUCUAAUGAGUAUUGCCUUUGCGGUAGAUUGAAUUAAUGUAAAUACACAAUUUUAUUAUGAAAGUAUAGUAUAUGGUAGAACAUCUUGUUUUAUUUGAGGUUCAAAUUCAGUUUCCGUAAGAGCAUCUCGAUUGUCUGAAAAUCUAUAAUGUGAAGUAUCAUCAAGAAACAUCAAGAAAAUGUACAUUCAGAUGAUCUCCAUCAAGAAAAUAUAAAAUAAAUGUUCAGCCUAUCGGCUUUGUGGCGCGGAGUGGAAUACUAAACUCUUUUUGAAUAAAAAUAUUGCUUAUAAGAAUAUUCAGGCUCAGAAUCAUCCAAUUUUUAUGAAGAUCAUGAAAAUAUUGUUCAGCCUCAGCGCAAUUCUCUCUGUUUUCCGGCAAUUGCCUAUGUUUGCGAUGUUCAUAUCUCAUUCUUUCAAAAAUUUUAGUUUCUUUUCAAGAGCGGGCUAUGUUCCCCGGCGACCAUAUCAGAUUUGAAAAAAUAAAAAUAAAAAUGUAUUCAGGCAGGACAAAAUUUAUGAAAAACGAAUUUAUUACUAUUAAUAUUUAUGCGCAAAAGAGCAAGGGUACUCUCUCUAAAUAUAACUAAGGAUGGUAUCAAAAUGAAAUCGGUUGGAAAUAGUAAUCUAAAAUUAAAUAUGUUUAGAUGUCAUGCUUCCUUCUGUGAUGAAGACGCCUUUUUCCAGAUUUUGCAGAGAAAACAGCGAUGAAACCGUUUCUACGUCCUCGGCUUUAUCGUCAAAAUAUCAUAUAAUCAAGGCAUGUUCUUAUUCCCAUUAAAAGUGGUCUUGAAUACAUUAACGAUGCAAUCAAGCUCUGUUUUCUCCGCCAUAUUCUGUUAUGAACUAAUUUGAACAAGUUUUUCUAUAAUUUAACAAGACAUAGUAAUUCAAACUUUGAGUCUCAAAGGAAAUUAUUAGUUAUCAGGAAAAACGAGAAAGUCAAAGUUACACGACUCAACAGUACCCCUCCCCAAAACUAUUCUCUCAUUAAUUUUAGAUGAAUUAAAGAAUCAAUGAUUGCAAAAUUUGAGGUAAACAUGUCUCUGGCCCCACCAAUCUAAUUUUUGUAUUAACAUUCAUUUUCUUUCGCAAAAUUUCUUGAUAUUUUAUAAGGUAUUCGAGAAACAUAUGAGGUUGAAAACAACAAGAAAUGGACAAAUAAGAAAUAUGUGAUUGCUGCCAUUUUCUUAAUGCUUGAAUUAUUUUCUCAGCAAAUUAAGAUACGGGUAUUAAUUAGCCUGGAAGUUAUUGAUUGAUUGAAGAAAGGAACAAUCAAGACAGGGCUUCAGUUAGUAGGAUUACAACAACGCUGAUUUUUUUAAGAAGUAGAAAAUAUACAUAACGAAUUAGUCGUUAGAAAAUCGACACUUUUGAAGAUUUGUUGUACAUGUGAAUACUGAAUUUAGAUGCCUGAACACAAAGGAUCCAUAAUAAUCAAAUUUUUCUAUAACUUGCUGAGCACACCCAUUACUUAUCUAACACCUGGCUGUUGGGCGAUCAUAAUAAUCAUAUUUUUAGGGGCAUUGAAGGAAGGAAGUGUUUUAUCUAGGCAAUACGGCAUGAAUGUAUGUAAAAAGUAUGCUUGCAGAAAUUGGAUUUCAACCGAAUGUAUCUCUGUGGUGGCCCUGUACCCACUGUUGGGAGGCCCCUACAUGUAACAAUAUUUACAUCAGUUUUUAAGAGGCAUCAAAGUAUAUGCUGUUUUGAUAAGGAGAAAGGAGUAAAUGCUCGAAACGUCCUGUUUUUAACAGUCUAACUCAUCUUGUCACUUAAUCUUUUAACUCGUUUUCUGGUCUUCAACGACAACAAAACAACAACAACAACGACAACAAAUCAGUCUGUGGAAACCGAAAGCAUGGCAAUGGCCUAAAGAGAAAGAGGCAAGAAGCAUGUUCACAUUG